This is a messenger RNA of Bactrocera latifrons, 666 nucleotides long. RefSeq lists its product as uncharacterized. NCBI's taxonomy places the organism in Eukaryota, Metazoa, Arthropoda, Insecta, Diptera, Tephritidae. The transcript has 4 exons. The record is from RefSeq and is a predicted model, not a curated record. Bases 1 to 666 code for a protein of 221 amino acids.
AUGACCGACCGAUCAAGUGAAGCAGCAGCGCACUCAGUGCCCGCUUACACGCCCGGUGGCAGCACCGCAGCGAAUACUCAAUGGUCUGAUGAGGCAACGCUCGCAUGCGAACCACAAUUGAUUGAGCGCUGUGGCGUAGAUGUGACCACCAAGUGUCGUGACAUCGAUACCGGAUCUUCUAACACACACCAAGUCCAACUCACUUUGCGCAUAAAAAAUGUUCGCUGUCACAGCCCCAACAUCAGCGUUCUACGAUUUGAAUAUUGCAAACUGAAUGCUGUGCGACGCGAUUUCAAGGAUAUAUCCUUGAAAAUGGUUGUGGUGGAUAAGCCGAUCAGGAACUCUGUGAUCACAAUACAAUUCCUCAAGCGCUCAAAUGGCUACAAGCCUUUUAUGCCCGACUUAAAGUUGGAUGCCUGCAGUUACCUGAAGAAACGCAACAAUUUCAUUAUGAACACGCUAAUGGACGUUUGGGGCAAAUAUUCGAAUAUGAAUCACACUUGCCCAUAUGAUCACGAUUUGAUUAUUGAAAAGAUGCGUUUCACCGAAUCAGAUUUUCGUUGGAUACCAUUUCCACACGGCGAAUAUGCUUUUUAUGCCAAAUUUGUUUUUAAUAAUAUAUUGGCUGCACAAAUCGACUUUUUCCUAAGUAUUUUGCAAGAUUGA